CGCUCGCCUCGAGUCCACCACUACUCUAAUCAGAGCUUUGCAAGCGCAACGAUACGAUGUCGCGUAGCUCGUACAUGCAAACGAUUCGUUGACUCGUGCGUUGUGUGCUGCUGCCUUGUCUUCGUUCGGAGCACCGAGUGCAGUAUACGGUGGGAGAGACGUAUCGCAGGCUGCUGUGUGCACAGCUGCAAGCCUAUGUGUGCAGUGCAGCCAGUAGCACUAGAGAUACUCUAGCAGUAGACACGCGUUUGCGGAGAGUGCUGAGUGCAGUUGCAUGCGUGUGCACAAACUUAGUAUAUAACUAACAAAACAACAGGCGGCUGUGCGUGUGGAUCGUCGUAACAUAUAGCAUAUAUUGUAAUAAUAUUAUAGUACGGAAACUGCACAAGAUAUGUCAGCAGCGGUCGGUAGUAGCAGCUACAUCAGCAGCUACUGCUCGUCGUCGUCGUCGUCGUCGCCGCGGCCCAUGCCGAGCAGAAGACGCCAAGCAGCGGAUCGACAGCAGCAGCAGAGCAGUAGCACUAUAGUAGAGUAGUGUAGUGUAGUCCGUCGAGCCGUGCGGAGACGUUACAAUACAAAAUAUCUUAUUAUAUAUCACAAUAUAAUAAUGAGCUGCCUGUUACACUAACUAGACAAACGGCCGCGGUAUACAGAUAGAAAAGAAGGAGUUCUCUCUCUCUCUCAACGCACAAGAAAAAAAUCCACGAGCGCGCAACCUCAUUUAUUUAUUAUAAUAGUCAUUAUAUAGGCGCACAAAUUGACGUACGCGGCCCGUACGACGAAAGAGAGAGAGAGAGAAGCAGAGAUGUUUUGCAACGUCCUUUAGGCCGGACGACGUACGGCGCGCGCUUACGUGCGUAUGUAAUUUAUAACACCGCGUCGUCGUUGUUCGCAGUCGACGUGCGUGCGUGCGUUUAAAGUGUGUGUCACAGCUAGUCAAUCAGUGCAUCAUCAUCAUCAUCAUCAGGCAGGCAGCAGCAGCUGUAGCAGCAACACAGUUCAAUCGACGAUUACAAAGGUGUAGAUGUUUUGCCGCAAACAACAGAAGAAGAGAGAAGAAAUAAUAAGAGUGCGUGUGACAAUAAGAGAUAUCGUCGUUAUACACGAGUGUUUGCAUUCAUUCCUUGUUGAUGACUCAAAAAUUUGGAAGAGAAUGAUACCCAUUCAAUGGCAAUAGAGGAACGUCAUAACGCACCAUGUUGAGUUAAGUCCAGGCUGAAUCAACUACCAACAGUUGUCACAUAAAUCUGCACCAACAGUCGUGAAUUUUUACUCUGCAAUUUUACACCCCAAUAAAAAACAAGAAUAAAUCAUAACAAUGGCGAGCACAAAGUCAGCUGAAAAUGCAGUGCAGACAAAGCCCAUUGAGGUAUCCGAAAUGCUGCAGACCGGUGAGAAAUUUGUCAAGUGGGACGAGGAUGCAACUCCACAAAUCCAACCAUGCACUUUGUUCGUCGACAAAAAUGGUUUCUAUCUGUAUUGGAUACCUCAGAGUAAUGAAACAGAAAUACUUGAUAUUGCAAUGAUUCGUGAUGCACGAACUGGAAAAUAUGCUAGAACUCCUAAGGACGUGAGAUUGAAGAAUCAAGUCACGAUGGGCUCGCAGGACUCGCUCGAGGACAAGACCAUGACGAUCUGCUACGGCUCGGACUUCGUCAAUGUGACGUUCAUCAAUUUCUGCACGACUCGGGCCGACAUAGCCCGACACUGGACCGACCAGAUUCUGCAUCUGGCUUACAAUCUCACGCAGCUCAACACCAGCACGACGAUGUUCCUGCAGAAGGCCCACACCAGGCUCACCCUCAUCACGGACAAGAACGGCAACGUACCCGUAAAGAACGUAAUCAAGAUGUUUACGCAGCACAAGGACGACCGCAAGCGCGUCGAGAAGGCCCUUGAGAGCACCGGCCACUCGGUCGGCAAGAACGACUCCAUACCCAUACAGAAGUUUCAGUUCGAGGACUUUUUCACGUUUUACAAGGCCCUCACGCAGCGCAGCGACGUCGAGAAGAUCUUCGACCAGCUGGUGGGCAACUCCAAGAAGAAGCUGAUGUCGGCCGCGCAGCUCGUCGAGUUUCUGAAUCAGACUCAGCGCGAUCCGCGUUUGAACGAGAUCCUCCAUCCGUACGCAAACACGGCCCGCGCCAUGGAGAUCAUCACGCAGUACGAGCCGAGCAAGGCCAACGCCCAAAAGGGCUACCUGAGCUCGGACGGAUUUCUGCGCUACUUAAUGAGCGAGGACAAUCCGAUCAUGGCCGUGUCCAAGUUCGAGCUGUCGGACGACAUGGAUCAGCCGCUGGCGCACUACUUCAUCAAUUCCAGCCACAAUACCUAUCUGACGGGCCACCAGCUGACCGGCAAGAGCUCGGUCGAGAUUUAUCGGCAGUGUCUGUUGGCCGGUUGUCGAUGCGUCGAGCUCGACUUCUGGAACGGGAAGGACGCCGAGCCGGUGAUCGUUCACGGAUACACUUUCGUGCCUGAAAUCUCGGCGCGAGACGUGCUCGAGGCGAUAGCCGAGAGCGCCUUCAAGACAUCCGAGUAUCCGGUCAUACUGAGCUUUGAAAACCACUGUAAUCCGAGACAGCAGGCCAAGAUCGCGCAGUACUGUCGCGAGUUCUUCGGCGACAUGCUGCUCGAGACACCUCUGGAAUCUCACAAGUUGGAGCCGGGCCAAGAGCUACCGCCGCCCGCCCUGCUCCGCAGAAAGAUCAUCAUAAAGAACAAGAAGAAGCAUCAUCAUCACAAGAAGCACCAGAAGAAGGCCCACCAGCAGCAGCCGUCGACCGAGGUCAUCGACGAGGGCAACGAGGCCGGCGAGGACAACAGUAGCGAGGAUCAGUCGGCCAAGGGCGAGAACGGCCCGCCGCCCGACAUCAUUCCCCAGAGCGAAGUCGCUGCCGCGGGGGAGACGGCCAGCUUGGACAACAGCAGCAACGGCGGUAACACCGGCGGUGUCGUUCUUGCGCAGCAGCAGUCGGUCGGUAACGGCGGAGUGAAUCAUCCGCCCAUGCUUCAGAAUCGACAGAGCAGCAAGGACAGCGCUCAAGACGAAGAAGGAGCUCUUUCGAAAUCAAUCUGUUCCAAUGUUGCAGACGAGGACGAGGAAUCCAGCCUCAGCGAGGAGGAGUCCAACGUGGACCCCGUCACGUCCGAGAAGGCCGCCGACGCUAAGGAGACGGAGGCCGGUGCCGAGAUUUCCGCACUUGUCAAUUACGUUCAACCCGUUCAUUUCAUCAGCUUCGAAGUGGCAGAAAAAAAGAACCGAUUGUACGAGAUGUCGUCGUUCGACGAGAAGCAGGCGACCACGCUGCUGAAGGAACGUCCGCUGGAAUUUGUCAAUUACAAUAAGCAUCAGCUGUCGCGGGUCUAUCCGUCGGGCACGCGCUUCGACUCCAGCAAUUUCAUGCCUCAAGUUUUCUGGAACGCGGGCUGUCAGCUGGUGGCUUUGAACUAUCAAACUAUGGACCUGGCCAUGCAACUGAACCUGGGCAUUUUCGAGUACAACAAGCGCUGCGGCUAUCUGCUCAAACCCGAAUUCAUGCGACGCAAGGAUCGACGAUUGGAUCCCUUUGCCGAAUCGACGGUCGACGGUAUCAUAGCGGGAAUGGUGCAUAUUCACGUCAUAUCGGCUCAAUUUCUAACGGACAAAAGAGUCGGGACGUAUGUGGAAGUGGAUAUGUAUGGAUUGCCCGCUGAUACCGUGAGGAAAAAGUUCAGAACCAAGAUCGUCCCCAACAACGGCAUCAAUCCUGUCUACGACGAGGAACCUUUCAUCUUCAAAAAAGUGGUUCUUCCCGAACUCGCCUCCAUUCGCAUAGCCGCGUACGAGGAAUCCGGAAAAAUGAUCGGACAUCGCGUUCUUCCAGUCAUCGGACUGUGUCCGGGCUACCGUCACGUGGCACUGCGCACCGAAUGCGGCCAGUCGCUUCCUCUCGCCAGUCUGUUUUUACAUGUCAUCGUCAAAGAUUACGUGCCGCACGGCUUGAGCGAUUUCGCCGAGGCACUGGCCAAUCCCAUCAAAUAUCAGAGCGAGCUUGAAAAAAGGACCCAACAACUGUCGGUGCUCACCGACGAUCUCGAGGAGCCGAAAUCAGGAGAAGUCGAGGAGGAGACGUCAGCUUUAGCGACCACUGCACCGGCUACGGCGGCCUCGGUCACGACCUCGGGUGCUGCGAGCAGCAGUGCCAAGUCGACGCAGAGAGUCCGAUCGAUCGGUGAACUUCCGACGAACUUAGCGCCGAGCAGCAUUGGUAGCCCUCAUGGCCGGCCAUCGAUCGGCGCGAUCAACUCGGCCGAUUCUCAAGAACUGGAGGACGGAGUUUCGGCGCUAGCUGUCACUGUGGUCGAUGGCUCGUCCAACAAGAGCCCAUUGAAUGCCAGUACAAGUUCGUUUUCGCUGAUUGCGGAAGACAUCGUCGCCGAGUCUUUGGAAAAGUUAAUGGAAAACAAACUAGUUAAAGAGAAAAAGAUGGAACUGGAAAAGAAGUUGGAAUCGCUGAAGAAAAAGCAAGAGAAGGAAAAAGUCAAAGUACAAAAUUCGAAAGGAUUGGUCGAUAGCGACAAUAAAAAGUCCAAAUUUAAUAUGGGUAAUAAAUUAGUCAAGCGACUAUCCAGCAAAAACAUCAGCUUCUCGAGCGAGGUGGCACUGAGCGCGAUCGGAUCCCUGCCGGAGACGACCGCCGAGUCGCCCGAGACCGAGGGCACCACCGACGCAACCGCUGCCCUGGUCACCAAAGCCCUGCCACGAAGUCAGAGCGAGCGUCUCCUCGCCGUCUGCAAGGAGCACGUGCUGCAGGAGCGCGAGCUCCAGGAGAAGUACCACGAGAGCAUGUUCUCGACCGUCGACAAGGUCAUGAAGAGCUCGCAGUCCAGCCAGCUGAAGGCGCUCCAGACGCUGUACGAGCGCGAGACGGCCGACGUCAAGCGCAAGCUCGCGGCCAAGAGACACGACGAGGUGAAGAAGUUGGCGAAGAUCCACAAAGACAAAGCCGAGCUCGAUCGCAUGAAAAGGGAAGUAGCAAAAUCGACCGUGGAAAAGGGAGUCAACGAAUGCACCAGGCUAACCAAGAUAUAUGAUAGAAAGAGGAUGGAAUUAGAAAAACAACACGAGGAAGUGAGGCAGAGAUUCGAUGAUGAAAAGGCUAAGGUACGCGCGGCUCUACAGACCGAGUACACCAGCCGCUACAGCAAAUUCGAGAGCGGCUCGAUCGAACUGUCGCCCACCAAGGGAGGAGGAGGAGGAGGCGGCGAAGCAGGAGCGGGAGAGUCCGCCGAGGACCAGCACCAGCCGAGCGACCAAGUGGACAAGCCCUACUAGCAGGAGGAGUCCGGGGCUCGCCAAUGGUUCAUCUGCUUUCGACGCCAGAAGCACCACCGCUGAACGCGAACGAGGCACAAGAGAUCCCAUCUUAACCAUGGGCCCUGCCGCAAUAACGAUAACAAAAAUGACUCAUUCUUCUUGAAUAAGUAAGUCUUCAACUACUCUGCUGCGCGGCGAUCGUAAGGAUGAUGUUUAAUGCACAAACGGCAUCAUCCUUCGACGAGCUAAACGUCGCGCGGCAACAACAGCAAAUCUCUUGCCCCCCUGUGUUACAAUCCGCUGCGCGCACGGAGUCGACACACACACACACAACUCGACUCAGGCGCCAGAAAGAUCGGCGCCGAGUAAGGCCGCCACAGUCAGGCCCCGAGAAAAUUACGAGGAGCUGCAUUUCUAUUUAAAAUAUUAGCAAAAAAAAAGUAACAUUCCAAUUUUUCCUUGUCGAUGAGAGAAACAUGAUUCAACGCGGUGGUGUGUUUCUGGGUGCGUUGGCCACUUGUCGCCAAAAAAAUACUCUCCGAUUAUAAGAAAAAAAAAAAGAAGUAAAUUGUCAAAGUAAACAGGUUCACGCUCUCAUACACACUUGCAUGCAUACGUACAAAAAAAAUCGCUUGCACGCACACACACAUACGUACACGUACAUAUACACGAACGCGCACGCGUCAUCGACAGUAUUAAGUAAUACAAUUGAUAAGUGGGUGGUAUGGCAAAUUUUUCUUUUUUCUAAAGCGCCAAAUAUAUAAAUCGUAGGCUGAUAUAGAUCAAACAUGAGAGAUAAGCGUGCAACGAUAAAAAAAGAAGAAGCGUCGUUGACGAAACAAUCGAGCAAAAUUUUGACUCUGACUUUGAAUCAUUGCGGGAUACAUAUAAUAUGAUUUCAAGCGAAAAAUUUCAUCGCGUGCGCACACGUGCUGCGCGUUGGGCUCUAUGUAUCACACACACACUCUAUCCGUAAUAAAUUUAUUGUUAAAUACAUGCAUAAGCCGUUGCGAUCUUCGUUCACAGAAAACUAACUACUAGAUACAUUAUCUAACUACAUUAGGAAUUAGCUUUUGAUCCAUUGUGCACGAGAGAGACGAUGAAAAUUUAUUGGAUUCAGACCGUCCAAUUGUGAAAUAUACAGGCCUAGGAAUGUGAAAACUAUGAUAAAGUAGUUUUCCGGAAAUCAAAAGAACAAAAAAAAACCUUAAAUAAUUCAAAAUGACGCUUCGUCGAUGAAAGCUACAUUCGUCCUAUUUUAUUGACCCGUACCCAUUCCGAAAUAUGUAUUUGGAAAGUUCUCGAGAAAGUACGUAGUUCAAAUAAGCAAUCGGAAAUAUUCGCCUUUCCAAAAUGUCUUUAUUCUUGAUUUUAAUUCACCCACAAAAAUUUUUCCUCGAUGCUUGAAUCUUUAAAAAAAUUGAUUAAUUACUAUCGAAAAACAUUAUUAUUAAAAAGGUCGACCGAGACCAAGUUUUCCGUAAAGACAAUCAAAAAUGUUAUACCCGCUAAGUGUUUCGAGCGGUCUUAACAUUUUCUUUCAUACACAUAUAGCAUUAUAAGUUUCACUACUUCGCAUGAUAUACAUUUAACAAAGUGCACCUCAUCCAACAAAUCUCAUGAUAUGAUAAUAUUAAUAAUAACAAAAUAAUAGUAAUAAUAAUGAUAAUAAUGAUAAAUAUUAUAACGACAACAAAAUGACAAAAUGUUAAGAAAAGGAUAAUAACCAUCGGGAUUAAUUAUCAACGAUAAUCCCGAGAUUAUGAACUAAAAACUGCACUAUUUCGUCGUCAAAAAUUAUGCAAGGAAACUUUUAACUCGAUUUCGUGAAAAUCGCCCCCCAACAUUUGUCGUAAAUAUAAUAUAAUAUAUUUUACGUUGAAUGACGAUGCAAUUCCUCGAAUGACUCAUUCAUUGUUUUAAUAAAACAAAACAAAAAAAAACUGAGCAUGUGUAAAAAAAAGUUACAAGCAACUGCCCGAGAUGAACAAGAUGCGGUUUUUUUUCUGUAAGCAUCCCGCAUUGUGAUAUUUAAUAUGGAUCUCAUAAGCAAUUAUAGGAUCGUUGCUGGGUUCAAAUCUUAUACAGUUAAGUAUAUAAUAAUAUAUGUACCAGUAUAUGUUUGGUUGUGCGCAAAAUCAAAGCUCAAUAUUAGUUUUUAAGCAUACGUUGUAAUGUACAUGUCGAAAUUAGUUUUUAAUUGGACGUAUACUCCACACGAUGCGUGACGAAAAAAAAUAUGUGUUUUACUGUUGUGAAUAAUGUGUUUUUUUCGGAAAAAACAUGUGUAUAUGGGCUGUAUCGCGACACGACCACGGUGGCGAAAAAAAAUAUCAACUAAAAUACGUAUUAUCAAAGAUUGAAAUUUUCCGCUUACAAUAGUAGUUAUUAUAAACUUUCAGAAUUACCCUAAAAUAAAUAAUAGGGGUUUACGAUACGUACAAGGAUUAUGAUUAGCAUUUUAGGCGCUACCCACGAUCAGAGUACCGUAAUCUGUUUCAAAUUUUAUACAGUUAUGUGAAAUCAAUUUUUUUCGGGCUUUAAUGAGAUGAAUAGAAUGAUUAUAGAAUAUAGAUCAUCAAAUAACGAGAAAGCAAAUACUAUCGAAUAAAGAGUACGCACGUUUGUUGAUCUAAGUUAAAAAAGGCAAAGAAUAGCGUGUUGCUUGGCAAAAUUCUAACGGAAUUAAUUUUCCGUGAGUUUUUUAAUUAUAAAAUUCAAUUUAAAAUUUUUGUCAGUCCAUGAGCGAUAAAACCAAAAAUUUCCGAAUCUUCAUACUUAUUUUAAUCUCCGCACAUGAGAAUGUAUGUAGUUGAUACAUCAUUUAUGUGCUGUUAACGGUCAAGACGAUACAGUCCAUAUUUUAAUUUUACGAUACGAAACCCGAGAUUAUCACGUUCAUGUCUAUGUGGUUAUCUUACAAAUAUUGCUUAGAUUGUGCAAGGAAAAGGAUAUUUGAGUUUAUCGGAGCCUUCGACUUUAUCCUAAAGAACGUAUUAAAACUAAAAAAAAAAAAAAAUAAAUCACUGUACUCUGUUCUAUUGAGAAAAAUAGUACUCAACUAUGUGUAAUUUUUUGCGAGAUAUAUAUAUUAUACGUUAAAUUUUUUAAGAUUUCUUUUUUAUACUGUACGUCAAUUAUUGAUUUUUAAAUAUUAUGCUUUUGUUAUUUUAUGCAUACGAUUGAAAAUUUUAUUUUUCCUACUUUGUACGAUUUCUAUUGUUUAAUUGAAAAAUGUGAUAUUUUCGGAGACACUGAAAAUUUAAGCGUAAGUGUUUGAAAUAUAAGUGUAAUUUUAACGUUGUGUAGCGAUCAGUAAAAGUUUUCCUUCGUAGAGUGUAUAAUCAAGCUUGAUCGUUGAUUUAAGUCUGCUUUUCAUGUUACAGAAAAAGAUUUUUUAAGCUUACUUCAUUUUUGAUUUCCAUUUACUAAAGGUUUAUCUCAAUCAAAACUGCAAAUAAGUUUUGAUUAAAACGCAAAAGUAAACUACGAAUUUCAUACAUUCAUGUAAUACCUUUUAUAGAAUUAAGUAUGUUUAUUCGAGGGCUUACAUACACUUUGGGUACAUUUGAAAAAAAUUGAGGGUGAACGUGAGCCCUCGACGUAUGAAAUUUAUUAUAAAAGCCAAGAAUAAAAAAUAUGUAAAAUCGAAGUUCAAUGAUGCUUAUACGAAUUCAUGAUUUAAAAAAUAGCACAAAGCAAUUAAUUUCCAGUGAAAACUUUUACUUUUAUUUUUGAUAUGAAACAUUUUCAAUGAUUGCUCAGAGCAAAGGAAAUAAUUGUAAAUAUAUGUUUUAUGUAAUAAGUUUUUAAUUGAAAACUUUUUAAGUCCGUUGAUCGGAUCUAUUUCCGUUAUGUGAAUAACGAAAGCAUAACUUACUUUAUAUCUACAUACCAGGAGAAAAAUAAAUGAGUAUUAUCGAGUUCUUUUACGUUCGCAUAAAAACAAAUCUAUAUAAGAUAAUUUUAAAAAAAGGUACAAGUCCAUCUUUAUAAUACCGAAUAUACUUACAUACUGUUCCUUCGACUUCUUCCUGGUACUUUUUAAGUAUUUGUAAAUACUGUGGAUCACAAAGACGUAAUAUAAAAUACUACAUUCAACGUUAAGAACAUGAUAAUUAUAAUUAUUAUAAUAAUAUUAUCAAUGAUAUGUUGUUGCUGUUGAUAUUGUUAAUGGUAUUAAUAGAUGAUAUGGAAUAGUCAUACUCACAGUUCUAUAGGUAAGGAUAUAAUUGUUACUUUAUAAUAAAUCUUGUUACACAAAUCGAUCGCUGUCAAAAAGGCAUCGAUUUUGGUACGAGCAGUUGUAAGACCAACCGUUCUAAAAAUAUAGCUCAUCUAAAGCUGUUAUUAAGUCCAUUAGAAUUUUAUUUUACAUUAAGUGUUAGCUCCAAAAAGUUAUAUUGUGUUACUGAUAAUUUUUUUAGUACUAAGAGAAUGAGAGAGAGCGAGAGAAAGAAAGAGAGUAAAAAAUUAACUAGUCUCAUAUUGAUAUAAAGUGAAUCCAUUGUUUUGUUUUACUAUUGGCUGGAACGUAAUAUAUUUUCAUUGAUGCGAAAUGUAAAUAAUCUAUGAAUAAAUGAAACAACUAAGUAAACAAUUUUGAUCUGAACGUUUUCGAAGAGUCAGUUUGCCAAAUAUUACGAAUAGAAGUUUCAUAAACAAUAAGUCAUUUGCGAUUAAUUAGUCCAUUUUAAUUCAUAAAUAAAAAAAAUUAGAUUUUUUCAUAGUACAAAAUAUUUAUUCACGUAAUAAAGUGAGCCUUCAAUUGAAGAAAAAAAUUGAAUGGCUGCCUAUAGGUAAUCCAAAUAGAUACCUUAACUUAUAAUAUUAUCAUUAUUAAUUUUGUUGUGAAUAUUUAUUAUUUUCAAAUGCACAAAAAAAGGUGUAAUGAAAUUUCACGUGAUAAAUGAAAAAUUGUAAUCACAGUAUUCUACGAAAAGUAAUGUCUAUUUCUGGAAAGUUUAUUGAACCAUUUUUCGAAGUUAAAUAAAAACACUCUUUUCUGUUGUCAUAAUAUUA
Messenger RNA from Trichogramma pretiosum, 10321 nucleotides. RefSeq names its product protein cornichon homolog 4. The transcript is spliced from 17 exons. Gene Ontology annotation, molecular function: calcium ion binding; phosphatidylinositol-4,5-bisphosphate phospholipase C activity. Gene Ontology annotation, biological process: phosphatidylinositol-mediated signaling; endoplasmic reticulum to Golgi vesicle-mediated transport; lipid catabolic process. Gene Ontology annotation, cellular component: COPII-coated ER to Golgi transport vesicle; endoplasmic reticulum membrane. Lineage: Eukaryota; Metazoa; Arthropoda; Insecta; Hymenoptera; Trichogrammatidae. The coding region runs from base 1319 to 5317 and encodes 1332 amino acids. The record is from RefSeq and is a predicted model, not a curated record.